Messenger RNA from Plectropomus leopardus (leopard coralgrouper), 1890 nucleotides. Its product is annotated as PRELI domain-containing protein 1, mitochondrial-like. Lineage: Eukaryota; Metazoa; Chordata; Actinopteri; Perciformes; Serranidae. The record is from RefSeq and is a predicted model, not a curated record. Gene Ontology annotation, cellular component: mitochondrial intermembrane space.
UUCAGUCUCUGCCUGUCCUGUCACAUGCAGGAUGGAUGCAAUCAACUAGCGUUAUUUAAUUUGCGGGAUAAAUGUACAACAAUCAGGCCCUCUGUGGAUAUUUAUUAGCCUGAUAUUUCAUAAGCAGUGACGUCAGGACUGUGCUAGACUUUGGAUGGAGUCAGCACCCAAGUUUUCAUUGUCUUGUGUAGUCGCAGCCAGGAACCGCAGGGUUCGGGAUUCAGGCCACCCUGUUCAACAGCAAGAGAAGAAUGGUCAAGUAUUUCUGUAACAGCGCAGACAUCAGGAGUACGUGGGACCACGUUGUCUCUGCUUUUUGGCAGAGGUACCCAAACCCAUUCAGCACUCAUGUUCUCACAGAGGACGUUGUGUACCGGGAGGUGACUGCGGAUAACCGGCUCCUCUCCAGACGCCUCCUGAUGAAGACCAAUCGGCUGCCUCGCUGGGCAGAGCACAUCUUCCCCUCUGGCAUGGCUCGCUCUGUGUACAUCAUCGAGGACUCCAUCGUGGACCCCGUCAACAGGAGCCUGACCACCUACACCUGGAACCUGAACCACACGACUCUCAUGUCGGUUGAGGAGCGUUGUAUUUUCCGAGACUCGGCGGAGCAGCCAGCCACCACCCAGCUGAAACGGGAGGCAUGGAUAUCUUCAAAUGUUUACGGCUUCUCCAGACCUAUUCAGGAGUUUGGAUUGGCCCGAUUCAAGAGCAACCAGGUGAAGGCCAUGAAAGGGCUGGAAUACGCUUUGACCAACUUACAGGGAGAGACGCCCCAGCGGCUGCUCAGGGACACAGUGAAGGACGCAUCAGAAAAGGCCAAAGAGGCAGCCAAGAGCCUGGCUUCUGCUGCUGCUGUCCCACAGAAACCCCAGCAGUACGUCUGACAGGACAGUGACAUGACCUCAACGCGAUGCCUUUUGAUCGUCUCGAUCGUCUCAACUGGACUGAAGUUUUCUGAGAUCUUGCUGAUCUCUUUCUUCUUUCAAAUGAAGCAGCCUGUCUCCUCUACGGUUUGACUUCUAUCUUUUUCUGUCUCUGUCCUCAGCUCUCUGUCUUUGUUAAAUCUCAGGUCCUGAGCCUUUUGUCUGAAACAUUUUGCCUUUGUGGAAACAUUCAGAUUGUGACCAGCAGCACCCUUUAAUGCUGUAACUACGUCAGGUAUGAAUGCACAUGUCCAUCUUUUGCCAUAUAUGUAAUCAUCAGAGUAUCUAUUUUGGUAUUUUGAAUAUUUAUUAUAUUUUCAUGCAAAAUGAUAAAUAAUUUCACCACUUUAAGACAUGCAUCAGCUGUUGUAACACUGAGAUAUUAUUGUGCUUUUGGCACUGGUCCGGCCGUAAGUUCACAUUAGACUACAUCACAAUGCUGUUGCUGUGUAUUUUCAAAUUAACAUACACAAGGAAGGACGGGGAUCCUGAUUUGAUGGUUGCACGCAGCAUAUAUUUUUCAGUCAAUCUAUAAUGACAAUUUCCUCAUGAUUUCUUCCUUAUUUGACAUUUUCUAGAUUUUAGACUGAACUCAAACACAUCAGCACACAGUGCGUUACAGGUCUAAGCACACAGCGUAUUCUGUGAUAGUGCGUACAUUAAUUAAAAGAAAUGGUGUAAAUGCUACUGGUGAGUCACUGCCAGAACGGCCUGUGCUGAAGCUUUGAUAAUCACAAGAUACCAAAGUGACUUCUGUGGAAAAAAAAUCAGACUGAGCAAAGUUCUCACAGCUCUGCGCUGAUUUACUCUGUAAUGUGAUUAGCCUUUAACUGUAUGCCUGAGGUGCGAUAGUGAAAAUAUUUUAGAUUUCAGUCUGCCUGUUGAUAUGAAGCUUAAGCUGUGAUUAAGAUGAUAUAUUAUUGUAAAGAUUUCAUUGAUUGCAUUCCUUUUUAGGUGGAUUUUUUUU